Molecule: messenger RNA, 3504 nt
Organism: Effrenium voratum
Lineage: Eukaryota; Dinophyceae; Suessiales; Symbiodiniaceae
Source: the annotation of a GenBank genome assembly
AUGCCCAAACGCACCGAUAUCGACACCGUACUGAUCAUCGGCGCGGGGCCGAUCAUCAUCGGCCAGGCGUGCGAGUUCGACUAUUCGGGAACCCAGGCCUGCAAGGCGCUCAAGCAGGAGGGCUACCGGAUCGUCCUGGUCAACUCGAACCCGGCAACGAUCAUGACCGACCCGGAUCUGGCGGACGCGACCUAUAUCGAGCCGAUCACGCCCGAGGUCGUCGCCAAGAUCAUCGAAAAGGAGCGCACCGAACGCCCCGACGAGACAAUGGUGCUGCUGCCGACCAUGGGCGGGCAGACCGCUCUCAACACCGCGCUUUCGCUGAAGGCCAUGGGCGUUCUGGACAAGCACGAUGUCGAGAUGAUCGGCGCCAAGCCCGAAGCCAUCGACAAGGCCGAGGACCGCAAGCUGUUCCGCGAAGCGAUGGACCGGAUCGGCCUUGAAAGCCCACGCUCGGUGCUGGUCAACGCCUCGGCGAUCAAGGAAGAAGACCGCAAGGCGCACGAGGCGCGCCGGCAGAAGCUUCGUGAUACGCUGUCCGGCAAGGAACUGGAUGCGGCGCUCGACGCGCUGGAACUUGAAUGGCGCGACGGCACCUCGGACCGCAAACAGCGAUACAUGACACACGCCAUGGGCCUCGCCGCCCAGGCGCUGGACGAGGUCGGCCUGCCGGCGAUCAUACGCCCAUCCUUCACGCUGGGCGGAACCGGCGGCGGCAUCGCCUACAACCGGUCCGAGUUUUUCGAGAUCGUCGAACGCGGUCUCGAUGCAUCGCCGACCACCGAGGUGCUGAUCGAUGAGAGCGUGCUUGGCUGGAAGGAAUAUGAGAUGGAGGUCGUCCGCGACCGGGACGACAACUGCAUCAUCGUCUGUUCCAUCGAAAAUGUCGAUCCGAUGGGCGUGCACACGGGCGACUCGAUCACGGUCGCGCCGGCGCUGACGCUGACCGACAAGGAAUACCAGAUCAUGCGCAACGCCUCGAUCGCGGUGUUGCGCGAGAUCGGGGUCGAGACCGGCGGCUCGAACGUCCAGUUCGCCGUCAAUCCGGACACUGGGCGCCUGGUCGUCAUCGAGAUGAACCCGCGCGUGUCGCGCUCCUCGGCGCUGGCGUCCAAAGCCACCGGCUUUCCGAUCGCCAAGGUCGCCGCGAAACUGGCCGUCGGCUACACGCUGGACGAACUGGAAAACGACAUUACGGGCGGCGCGACGCCGGCCUCGUUCGAACCGUCGAUCGAUUAUGUGGUCACCAAGAUCCCGCGCUUUGCCUUCGAGAAGUUUCCCGGCGCCGAACCGCUUCUGACGACCGCCAUGAAAUCGGUGGGAGAAGUGAUGGCGAUCGGGCGCACAUUCACCGAAUCGCUGCAAAAAGCGCUACGCGGCCUUGAAACAGGGCUGACAGGGCUCGACGAGAUCGAGAUUCCGGGCAUUGGCGAGGGCGACGACAAGAAUGCGAUCCGCGCCGCGCUGGGCACGCCGACGCCGGACAGGUUGCGCAUGGUGGCGCAGGCGAUGCGCCUUGGCUUCUCGCUCGAAGAGAUUCACGCGGCCUGCAAGAUCGACAUGUGGUUCCUGCGUCAGCUCGAGGCGAUCGUCGGCACCGAGGCGCGCGUGCGGGCCCAUGGCCUUCCGGACGAUGCGGCCAACAUGCGCAUGCUCAAGGCGAUGGGCUUUUCCGACCAGCGCCUUGCAACCCUGACGGCAGCGGACGAGAUGACCGUGCGCGCCCAUCGCCAGGCGCUCGACGUGCAUCCCGUCUACAAGCGCAUCGACACCUGCGCGGCGGAGUUCGCCUCGCCGACCGCCUACAUGUACUCGACCUAUGAGACGCCGUUUGCCGGCGCACCGCGCUCCGAAGCCGGUGUGUCCGACCGCAAGAAGGUGGUGAUCCUGGGCGGCGGUCCGAACCGGAUCGGCCAGGGUAUCGAGUUCGACUAUUGCUGCUGUCACGCCGCCUUCGCGCUGGCCGAGGCCGGCUAUGAAGCGAUCAUGGUCAACUGCAACCCCGAGACGGUGUCGACCGACUACGACACGUCGGACCGGCUCUAUUUCGAGCCGCUGACGGUCGAGGACGUGCUCGAAAUCCUGUCGGUCGAAAAAAGCGCCGGCACGCUGCACGGCGUGAUCGUGCAGUUCGGCGGCCAGACGCCGCUGAAGCUCGCCAACGCGCUCGAGGCCGAGGGCAUUCCGAUCCUCGGCACCUCGCCGGACGCGAUCGAUCUGGCCGAGGACCGCGACCGGUUCCAGAAACUCCUGAUCAAGCACGAUCUGACCCAGCCCGAGAACGGCAUCGCCUAUUCGGUCGAACAGGCGCGGCUGGUGGCGACGAAGCUCGGAUUCCCGCUGGUGGUGCGGCCAUCCUAUGUGCUCGGCGGGCGGGCGAUGCAGAUCGUCCGCGACGAUCAGGCGCUCGAUUCCUACCUGCUCGGCACGGUGCCCGAAUUGAUCCCCGAGGACAUCAAGGCGCGCUAUCCGAACGACAAGACGGGGCAGAUCAACACGCUUCUGGGCACCAAUCCGCUGCUGUUCGACACCUAUCUGGCCGGCGCGAUCGAGGUCGAUGUGGAUUGCCUGUGCGACGGCGACAAUGUCCAUGUGGCAGGCGUGAUGGAGCAUAUCGAGGAGGCCGGCAUCCAUUCGGGCGACAGCGCCUGCUCGCUGCCGGUCCACUCGCUGUCUGCAGAAACCGUCGCCGAACUGGAGCGGCAAUCUGAGGUGCUGGCACGCGCGCUCAAUGUCGGCGGGCUGAUGAAUGUGCAGUUCGCGAUCCUCGACGGCACGGUCUAUGUUCUCGAAGUCAAUCCGCGCGCCUCGCGCACCGUGCCGUUCGUUGCAAAAGCGGUCGGCCGGCCGAUCGCCAAGAUCGCCGCGCGGAUCAUGGCGGGCGAAACCCUGGCCGAUGCCUCCGGCCACUACGGCACGCUGGUCGACAGCGGCGCGAUCUCGCACAUCGCGGUCAAGGAAGCGGUGUUCCCUUUCUCCAAAUUCCCCGGCGUCGACACGCUGCUCGGCCCGGAAAUGCGCUCGACCGGCGAAGUGAUGGGGCUCGACGACGAUUUCGCCGUGGCGUUCGCCAAGGCGCAACUGGGCGUGGGAACAGAGCUUCCGAAGACAGGCGCGGUCUUCAUCUCGGUGCGCGAUGGCGACAAGGCGCGCAUUCUGGACACUGCGAAACUGUUCGAAAAACUCGGCUUCUCGGUGCUUGCGACGGGCGGCACGCAACGUUUUCUCGCCGACAGCGGCGUCAAAGCAACCAAGAUCAACAAGGUGCUCGAAGGCCGGCCGCAUAUCGAGGACGCCAUCCGCAACCGGCAGGUCCAGCUUGUGAUCAACACGACCGAGGGCAAGAAGGCGCUGUCGGACUCAAAAUCCCUGCGCCGGGCUGCGCUUGAGAACAAGCUGCCCUAUUUCACCACGAUCGCCGGCGCGGUCGCCGCGGGGGAAGCCAUCGCGGCGCUCGCACGUGGCGAGUUGGGCGUUAAACCGCUGCAGGCCUAUCACGGCUGA